Procambarus clarkii (red swamp crayfish) is the source of this 1656-nucleotide messenger RNA. RefSeq lists its product as uncharacterized. NCBI's taxonomy places the organism in Eukaryota, Metazoa, Arthropoda, Malacostraca, Decapoda, Cambaridae. The record is from RefSeq and is a predicted model, not a curated record.
UUGAGUAGAAGACCCUGACACUCUCUCCCCGACACGCUAAUGCUUCCUCCUCUCAUCCAUAAACCCAUAUAACAUCGUCAUCCCCACGGAAGAAGGUUUGGAAUAAUUAUCCAACUUUCUCGAGUUCUCUCUUGGCCCGGGCAAGCGUAACCCAGCUGACGGAGGCGGCGCUGUGGGUGACGGCGGCCUGCUGGCCCACAGUAACCCAGCAACUGGCGGAGCUCCUGGACGCACUCAUCUCUCUCUCAUCUCUCAACAUGAGCAACCCUCGAGGCAUCGAGCCGGCCCGGCCUCGCUUCGUCUACCUCACAACAGAUGGCGCUGGCGCCUCCAUCUGGCGCCUUCCACUUGCUACCACCCAGAACGACCUGCCCCUAGGUGAGGGCGCUCUGUACUACGGGAGCCUGGGAGCUGCCACCGCCGCCACCCUCUUCACUAUAGCACACGCUAUCCUCUUCGCCGGACGAAGAAAGCGUGACCUGAGCUCAGUGGUGUCGGGGGCGCGGGACGACCCAGACCUGGAGUCCGACAUGGAGAGGAUCUUCGCCAAGGACAACGACUGGUGUUCCUUGAGGUUGACGUGCGAGCUGGCCGCCAAGGCCGGGAACCCACUUGAUGACAAGGAGAAGCUCCUGCUCUCCUACUUCAAGGGCGUGGUGUCGACUGAGGACCUGCAGGUGAUGACGACGCCGGAGCUCUACUACGCCUACGCCUCCUUCGUGGGGUUCUCCCGCGGGUCGCAGGACGAGUGCCGCCAGCUGUACUCCAAGUGUCCUUACUCGGCCAGGAAGAUGAUGAGUGUCUUCAAGACGGCUCACUCCAGACUCAAGCGGAGACCACGAGGUCUCCUCCAGCCCAGCUACUGAGUAUACCUCCAAGACACCCGGAAUACCAGGAUACUUGGGUUUACCUGCAAUACUUUGGUCCCAUACCGGGAUAAUUGUAUUGUUUAUGUAGAUCAUAAAUUUGUAUGUUUUUUAUUUGUCUAUCAAUGCUUUUGCAAUUCAGUCGCAGAAUACAGAGGCGGACAGACACCCGGGAGCCGCGGCUGCCCUCCUGUGGGAGACACCGCUGCGGCCUCAUAUUUCCACCCAACCUAACUUGCUUUUUAUAUAAGAGGCAUUCAAGGUAACACAGGUAGAGAGUACAUUAGACAUCCAAUGGUUAGAAAGACGGGGUGUCCAAGAGCCCUUGGUUCCAAGAGCCCUUAGCUCUUGGACUCACUUGUUGAUGUCCACAAAGUAUUCUUGAAAUACACACACCAUUUCUGUGGAGGUAAAUACACCAUAUAGCACUAAUGUUUUCACCUAGUUGUGCUUUGGCUCUUUGGUCCCGAAAUGUAUCAGUAGUUAGCAGCACUAACGCUAUAGCAGCCCUGUAACAAUGUUCAAGUAUUGUCAGUGAACACUGUGGUGAACACUCAAGUUGCAACACUAAGAAUGUGUGAGAUGUGUGUGUGUGUGUCUUUAAACACACUCCAAUGUUCAUUGUUAUCACUAUCUGAACACUACAAUGUACAAUGUUAACAACAAUACCGCUGACAACGUAUAAUGUUUAACAAUGUGUAGUGUUUGAUAAUGCGGAACUGAAUUACUAAUGUUUAUAUAGACCCAAAUCACUAUAUUUAUGAAAAAGAAUUAAACGCUUAUGAUAUUU